This is a messenger RNA of Dentiscutata erythropus, 347 nucleotides long. NCBI's taxonomy places the organism in Eukaryota, Fungi, Glomeromycota, Glomeromycetes, Diversisporales, Gigasporaceae. The record is from the annotation of a GenBank genome assembly.
CGGAAGUAUUUACUAACAUUAAUCAUCAAAUUUGGUCCAUAGCACAGUCACUUGAAAUAAUAUCAAUUGUAGAUAUACUAAUAUCAACUACAAAAAUAGAGAACAUAAUAACACCGAUAGCGGUGAUCAAGUUAAAAGAUAAUAUCAUAAUAUUUAGUAAUCAAUACUGGAAGACACCAAAAAAAGUAGCAAUCUUAGCAUUAAUUGUAGUUGCAAUAAUUUGCAAGCAUAAUACGAAAGUUACAAUUAAUACUAACUCUCAAAGUAUAAUUAAAUUCUUAAACUCAACAGAUUUACAGGUUGAUAGAACAAAUAAAUCUAAAAAUAAGAACAAGUUCGGGUACUGA